AAAAAAACCGACGCCACCGCCGACGCAGGCCGAGGAGGAACGAAACAUGAUGAUGUCGAUCCCCGUACAUGACACGUCGAUCCCCGACGAAGCAGAGAUGGAGAACUUGCCCUCCCCCUCAAGUGAAUCCAGCGCGAGUUUGAUCCCACUCGACGUUGCGACAGCAAGAAGUAUCUACGGCCAUGGCAAGAAGCUCGUCCCGACAUUGUCCGUGCCGCUGUGGAACAAGGACACAAAAUAUUUGGGCCUCUACGCACUGCAAACCCUCCUUACCGUCAUUGCUGUAGCCACCAUCGAGCAUCGAAGUAUGGUCAAGGUAGCGGCCAUUGCGAACCAGACGGCACCAUCCCCACACCAUGUCAACGACAUGGCAGAUCGCGGAGUGCCAUACAUCGGAUAUAUGGUUCUUGUGGGUGCGCUGUACAGUUUGGUUUGGAUCUGCGUGUUCUUCUACCUCCCCAAGGAUAUCUACAUCCGAUUCUCCACGAUUUCGUCCUUCGUGGGGCUUGCGCCACUCGCGCUCGUCCUCGUGUUCAGUGGGUCCUGGGGUGGCUUCUUCCUUGGCCUGGGCGUGGCACUCAUCGCGUUUUCCGACUUUGUGUGGACGCGAAAGAACAGGCUUGGGUUCGACUUUGUCGCGGUGGUGUUUGAAUUGGUCGCGAAGGUGCUCCUUGAUCUGCGCGGCGUCGUUGUCGCCGUCGUGGGCAUCCUACUGCUCGGAACAAUGUGGGCCUUCUGGUGCGGACAACUCUUAGCUGACGUCCGCGACGACGAAGGCUGGUCGUUCAACCUCCUCUGGCUGUUCUUUCACUUUUAUUGGACGUCGCACCUUGUCCACACGUUGAUUUCGCUGCUCGUGUCGGGCACUGUCAUGUACUGGUACCACCACUGGGACAACUCGCACGAUUCCCACCAUGUGCUCGCCGAUGCAGCGUCCGUCCCUGCGUCCCCACGCGCAGUGCUCGAGUCGAAGGUAUCGUCUGUGGAUCUGGACUCACGAACCGGCAGCGGCUCGAAGAGCAAAGUCGCGCCGGCACAUGUGGUCGUGCUGCACUACAUACGCAUGUCCAUCAGCCACGCUCUCGGUUCAGCUUGCCUUGCCGCCAUCUUCUGCCCCAUCGCGCAUCUACUGUGGAAUAUCCUCCGCAUGGCAAAGCGCGACGACUCGUACCGAUGGCUCCGCGUCGUCGUGCGACCGUUCGCUUCGUCUAUUGAAGCAUUUAUUCAACUAUACCACAAGUACUCGCUGGUGUUCGUCGCUGGAUUUGGACACUCGUUCGCGGGGUCUGCGGCGGACGCGUGGGCGCUCAUGCAAGACCGAGGCAUCGAAGCCAUUGUUGACGACGACUUGUCCAGCCGCCUCCUGCUGUUUGUCGCAAAUGGCUGUGCAGGAAUGAUGGGCACGCUGUGCAAUCUUGUGCUCGUGGGCUCGCACUUGCGCGUGUACGGCACGAUUGUGAGCUUUCUCGUGGGGUAUUUCGUGUGCCAAGCCGCGACCACCAUGAUGAACAUCACGGUCAAGACGCUCUUUGUGUGCUUUGCAGUCAACCCCGCGCGACUGAGCCGGCUGAAUCCCAUUAUUUACCAUCGAUUUAUGCGGUUGUCCGAGCUCAAGUCAUUUGGGGAACGGCGAUAAGUGAAAAAUACACUGAACAACGCGUCGUCCAAGUUGAAAAUGGCGUUGAGUGUGGACGAGAG
Aphanomyces invadans is the source of this 1698-nucleotide messenger RNA. RefSeq lists its product as hypothetical. Lineage: Eukaryota; Oomycota; Saprolegniomycetes; Saprolegniales; Verrucalvaceae. The record is from RefSeq and is a predicted model, not a curated record. Bases 47 to 1636 code for a protein of 529 amino acids. Gene Ontology annotation, biological process: transmembrane transport. The transcript has a single exon. Gene Ontology annotation, molecular function: transmembrane transporter activity. Gene Ontology annotation, cellular component: membrane.